Messenger RNA from Ananas comosus (pineapple), 2065 nucleotides. Its product is annotated as cytochrome P450 78A5-like. Gene Ontology annotation, molecular function: monooxygenase activity; iron ion binding; heme binding. The transcript has 2 exons. Bases 49 to 1635 code for a protein of 528 amino acids. The record is from RefSeq and is a predicted model, not a curated record. Lineage: Eukaryota; Viridiplantae; Streptophyta; Magnoliopsida; Poales; Bromeliaceae.
CCCUCGCUUUCGUUCCCCUUCUCCCUCUCCCGAACCCACCUUUCUCUCAUGGCUUCUUCGUCGUCCUCCUACUCCUUCUCCCACCUCGACCUCACCUUCCUCUUCUUCCUCCUCCCGAGCACCUUCCUCUCGCCAUUAAUGGCGCUCCUCGUGUUGCUCCUCUGCGCGCUCUGGUUCUACCCGGGCGGCCUCGCGUGGGCCGUGUCGAGGGCGUACAAGUCCAUCCCGGGGCCCCCGGGCGUCGUCCUCGCGCUCUCCGGCCCCUGCGCGCACCGCGCCCUCGCCUCGCUCGCCAGAUCCGCGCAGGCGAUCCCGCUCAUGGCGUUCUCGGUGGGGCUCACCCGGUUCGUCGUCUCGUGCGAGCCCAACACGGCCCGGGAGAUCCUGAACAGCUCCGCCUUCGCCGAUCGCCCCGUCAAGGAAUCCGCGUACGAGCUCCUCUUCCACCGCGCCAUGGGCUUCGCCCCCUUCGGCGAGUACUGGCGCAACCUCCGCCGCGUCUCCGCCACCCACUUGUUCGGCCCCCGCGGGAUCUCCGCCUCCGCCCCGCACCGCCGCCUCAUCGGCGAUCGGAUGCUCGGCGACGUCGAAACCCUAAUGCGAAGGGACGGCUCCGUCGAGAUCAAGCGCGUCCUCCAUUUCGCAUCUCUGAACAGCAUGAUGGCGAGCGUGUUCGGGAAAACUUUCGAUUUCGCGAAGGGGGAGGGCGCGGAGUUGGAAGGGAUGGUGAGGGAGGGUUACGAGCUCCUGGGGCUGUUCAACUGGAGCGACCAUUUCCCCAUCCUGGGCUGGUUCGAUCUGCAGGGCGUGCGGAGGAGGUGCAGGAGCUUGGUGAAGAGGGUGAACGUGUUUGUGGGGGAGAUCAUAGAGGAGCAUAGGAUGAGGCGGAGGAGGAGGAUGAUGAGUACUGGUGGUGGGGGAGUUAUGGGGGACGUUGUUGGCGACUUCGUGGAUGUGUUGCUCGAUCUGGAAAAGGAGGCCAAGCUCUCUGAUGCUGAUAUCGUUGCUGUCCUUUGGGAGAUGAUAUUUAGAGGGACGGACACAGUGGCGAUACUGCUGGAGUGGAUCACGGCCCGGAUGGUGCUGCACGAGGACAUCCAACGGAAAGCGCAGGCGGAGAUCGACGCCGCGGUGGGCGACCGCGCAGUCUCGGAGGCGGACAUCCCGAACCUCCCGUACCUGCAGGCCGUGGUGAAAGAGACGCUCCGGAUGCACCCCCCGGGCCCGCUGCUCUCGUGGGCGCGGCUCGCCGUCCACGACGCCCACGUGGGAGAGCACCUCGUCCCCGCCGGCACCACCGCGAUGGUCAACAUGUGGGCCAUCGCCCACGACGCCUCUAUCUGGCCGCAGCCCGACGACUUCCGCCCCGACCGCUUCGUCGGCGACGACGACGUCAGCGUGCUCGGGUCCGACCUCCGGCUGGCGCCUUUCGGGGCCGGGCGGAGGGUCUGCCCCGGGAAGGCGAUGGGCCUCGCCACCGUCCACCUCUGGCUGGCCCAGCUGCUGCAGAGGUUCGACUGGCUCCCCUCCGAACACCACGGCGUCGACCUCUCCGAGUGCUUGAAAAUGUCCCUGGAGAUGAAGAAUCCGCUUGUGUGUAAAGCUGUUCCCAGAAGCUCUGCUUCUAAUUAUUAACUAGUAGUAGUACCUAGUAGUGGUGUCGAAAGCUCUGGUGCUAGGCUAGCUCUUGGGGAUGGCAAUGCUUAUCUCCAUAAUUUUGUAACUUUGGCUAGUUAGGGUCGGGUACGUCUUAAUGCGUGCAUGGGGUUUUAAGUUUGCUCUUUUCUAAUGCUUUAAUAUAUAUAUAUAUAUAUUAGUUGUUAUAUAUAUAUAUAUAUAUAUAUAUAGGGUGUAAUGUGUUCUUGUCUUAGUUUGUCCGUAAUGUGAAUAUAGGUUGGAAGGUUAAAUGCUAAUGUGCUAAUGUUAUGUUGUCUCUAGUUACUUAAACUGGGGGUUGGUGACCGAACACUAAUGUGACUAAUCUUGUAUGCUGGUUGUGUCAUGCAAUGUACACAGCUUUCGGCAAUCCAUGGAAAAAUAGUUCCCUUAAUUUGGCAAAUGAAAA